UCCACAUACGGAUAUCCUCCAUUACGUCGGCACCCAACCAUAUAGUCCCUCCGUCCACGAUGCCUCUCCAUUCAGAACUCCCCAUUGUGCGUGUUGAGCACGGUUCCAUGCACACCAUCGAAACAGGCAACGCAGAGAAUCUGUUCGGCCUCUGGUCUUUAUUCUCCAAAUGCUCGCCUGCUAUGGAAGACGGUCGACGCUACGAGAACAUGGCGUGGAGAGUCUGGGGCCGUGAAACGCUCUGCUGUCCGCCCGUCAUGAUGUCGCCGCAGUGGGCGUUCGAGCGACAGCUCGCAGCCAAUAAUGCCGAGGUUCCCGACCUGUCAACCAGCGUGGGGUCGGACGACUCAACCAUGGACAGCGCCAUCACCACAACUUCCCGCUCAACCUCGUCCACUUCGCGCCCGGACUUGCGCCGCCACGAUUCCACGGCUAGCCAGGCUCGCGGCAAGCACCUGACGCCCAUUGAUCUGGAGAAGGUCGUCAACUCGAUCCAAGAGAAGAAGGCGAUUGAGCCAUUAUCGCCACUGCCCCCGCAGCUGGCCCCGCCAGUAGCCGAGCCAUCGACGCGCCCUGCAGCAUCGACUUUCCGGCCAGCCUCGCCACCAGUGACUGCACGCCGCAUUCCUCAACCAGCGACAUCGCCGCUCGCCGCUAUCCGUGGCAGCGACGCUAUGGCACUGAGCCCUCUUGCCCACUCCGAGGUGAGCUCAUCGUUGGAGGCUAGCAACCACAGUGUUGUGCGCGGCUUUGAGCCGGGCCACAUCUCGACAUCGAUACGCUCAAGCACCAACCUGGCCCCGACACCUAUCCUGAAAAAGACAUCAAGCUUCCUCGUGAAGCCUUUGCCCUCCAAAGCAGAGCCAAUGACGAAGAAGAAACAGCCCAUGUUCACUCUUGGUGGCUCAUCCGACGAGGACAACAGUAGCUCCCUCGAGGCAUAUUCGCUCGCGCAACGCAGCUCGUUGUCUGAGCAUCUCAGAAGAGGCGCUCCCCCUAUGCGAAAGACGCUCUCGUUCAAGAACGAGGUCAACACCCGCACUUACCACGAUGCCACGUCCGACAGCGAUGGAGCUAUCGAGACUGACAGUGAAGAUGAGCCCGAUGAGAGUGCCAUAGAAGAAGAAGACUCUGAUGGUGACUGGGAAGACGACAACGAUGAUAGUGGCCCUUCCAGUGUAACCGAACAGUCCAUGUUCAAACGAGUCGACUCGAAGCCCAACCUUGUUUCUCGCCGGUCCCUUCUCACUACCAUGAUGCAUGAAGGCGAUCGCGCACAGGCCUUGCAAAAUGCUGCCUCCCGGUCUACACCCGCCAUUCGCCGAUCCCGAACUUCAACCCCCAACGGCCCUUCUAUUGGCAAUUCUCCCCAAGAAGACAGUGGUCUUAUGAUGCGUCAACAAGUCACACGGGCAAAGCCUAUCAUUAUGACCACCUCGAAUGUGCAUCCGCCUGCAUUGUCUCCACGCACCACGCGUAGGAACAUGCUCCAGACGGAGUUGAGCGGGAGUUUAAGGCAGAACCUCCUAUGGGAGCGACAGCAAAAAAAUGCAACUACCAACGCCGUGAUCCGUCGGGCUAUGACCACAACCGACCUUAGAGGUCUGGAUGCAGCGCCUCAACCAAGGCCGAGCAACACUAAAACCACCAACUCGUACCAGGAGGAUUAUUUUGGCGGUGGUAUUUCCGAGGAGUACCACGCGAAGGGUUGGUAGAGCUCCACAUCAAUUUUUCCAACGUUUGCACUUCUAGCGGCAUUUAUGGAUGGGUCUGCGGCGUUUUUGUGUUCAAUAUUUUCAGGCAUCACCAGUUUUCAUCUUCAUACUGCACGGUCGGUCGAUGGUAAUGUCUUUUUUUUCAAAAUUUCCUGGUCAAUACCACACGGGCCUUUGUGUAUGCCCUACGAGGCUACGAAUUUCAUUCAUGCAGGUCCGUACACGGGCACAUUCAUUCGGUUUUGAAGACAGGUCAUGGCUCACGCCCGGAUGGGCGGAUACGUUCGUCGAGCAGUAUCGACUCUGCUGGUCUGUACUUUUACCUGCGUUGUACUUUUACCAGGCGAUCUGCCUGAGACGGUGAUUAUACCCUGGAGAGAGAUGGCUUCGCGAAGCUGCUUGACGACAAAGUUGUCAGUUUACGAGAUAGCAGGUACCUAAUUCCAAAAAAAGCGUAUUGUCUU
This is a messenger RNA of Dothidotthia symphoricarpi CBS 119687, 2179 nucleotides long. RefSeq names its product DUF1752-domain-containing protein. The transcript is spliced from 2 exons. The record is from RefSeq and is a predicted model, not a curated record. Gene Ontology annotation, biological process: regulation of nitrogen utilization; mitochondria-nucleus signaling pathway; negative regulation of transcription by RNA polymerase II. Gene Ontology annotation, cellular component: cytoplasm. Lineage: Eukaryota; Fungi; Ascomycota; Dothideomycetes; Pleosporales; Dothidotthiaceae. Bases 60 to 1715 code for a protein of 551 amino acids.